CUUCCCCAUUUUACACUACUCUGUAAGAGGCUAACAAAGUCUUUGCUAUAUAAGAGAGAGUCAGUGUGGUUUGUAGAGUAAGGAGGCAGAGAUGGCUCUCUUUCUGUUCCUUGUCUUUGUAUCCUUCUCUCCAGCCCUGGCCAAAUUUGAACGGACGAACGAGACAUGUCCACAGGACAGAAUAAACCAAUGCCAGGACCUGCAGGUAGCCGUGCAGUGCAGAGUCCUGAGUGAUUGUCUGGAGACCGAAUGGAGGGAGCCUAAAGUGGAUGACAACAUCUGUGAGGAGUGUAAAAAGUUCAUAGCGCACAUUACUGACAUGCUGAAGGACAAAGCUGUGCAGGAUGCCUUGAAAGCUGCACUGCACAAAGGCUGUGAUUUGAUCCCAAUCAAAGAGUUGAAAGAACAGUGUAACAAAUAUGUUGAUUCCUAUCUGUCCAUAAUAAUUCAAUUACUCGAGAAAGAGGUGAAACCGGAUGUGGUGUGUGCCGCUCUUGGCCUGUGCAAAUCGAGGCAGCAAGUUCAUGCGCAAAAAUCUCUCUCCAAUGCCAUCCCUGUGGAUGAACCAAGUGUGGUCAAUUAUUCUCCGCUUUACAAUGCAAGCCAGAAACAUUUCCAGGGGCCACUUCCCAAAGGCGUAUUCAGCUGCGAAUUUUGUCUGCUUAUCAUGAAGAAACUGAAGCACUUAUUGCCUGAGGAGAAAACUGAGAGUGUCAUCAUCAAACUACCCAGUAAAGUCUGCUCCCAACUGCCCAGCAAAUACUUUACAAAAUGUCACAACUUAAUGGAAAAGAGAGGGGAAGCUGCUGUCGAGCUACUGUUCAAAAAACUCACGCCCAGUGGUGUAUGUGACACACUUCGUCUCUGUUCCAGGGGCAAGAAGGACUCAAUGCUGCCUAUAAUGUCCUGUGAUAUGUGUGAGAACGUAGUGCAUCAGCUCAAGUCAGCUCGGAAGCAGGGCACAGAAGUGGAUGUACUCCUGCCAAAAGCCUGCAACUCAUAUUCUGAUGUCUCCAAUUUGAUGUGCGAAGACUUUAUCCACUCCCAUAAAGCCCAGCUCAGCAAUCUUCUUCAGAAUCAGGAGGACAAAGAUCUUUGUGGGGAACUGGAUUUCUGUGUAAGAAAAGUGGAGGCAAAGUUGCUUGGACGCGAUGAGUGCACCUGGGGACCAUCACACUGGUGCCAGACCUGGGAAAUUGCCACCCGGUGUGAAGCUGUCGAAUACUGUGAGGAAUAUGGCUGGAUCUAAAGCCACCCUGCAAAUUAUAAAAAAAAAUCUCUGGCGUAAAUUCAAUCAAAAAAAAUUGCUUCUGUGUCCUUGCUUAGAAACGUAAUUCAGCAUCAACACAAAUAGUUCUGUCCAGCUGCAUGUUGUGUGUGAGUGUUUUUCGGUUUCCUAUCCUUACAACUUGUGAUUAAUUGUUAAUACAGCACAAUCCCGUACAAUGCGAAACAUGCAUCUAUGACUGAAUACUGGUUAUCUCUUUCCCCCCCCCCAUACUUAGCCGCUCUUCUGGAUGGUGUUGACUCCAGAUUAGGAUUGCUGACCUUUCGUAUUGAAUGUGAAUUUUAUAUUUUAAUCAGAUCUAUCCCAUGAAUCAAUAGUUUAAAUUUAAUAAGUUGUGAUUAGAAAAAAACUUCAGGAAAAGAUUGGGAAUAGAACAUUAGUUACAGCUCAAAGGGUUAAUUGGAUGGAUGGGCAGUGGGUACAAUGUAAGAUGGAAGCUUCCUAGUAUAUUCCAGGAUUUGUUUCAACCCGGGAAAGGAUUUCCCAUUGUGUGUGUGUGUGUGUGUGUGUGUUGUAUCAGAGACAGUGCUGUCCUCAAAUAGCAAUAAGUUCAAACAGUUCAAACUGCUGGUUAUUGCAUGUGUUGAGAGUCUGUGGGUGGAAAUAUUCAGUUAAAACAUGAUUACCUAUAUAACAAUCAGUGCAGUUUAAAAACAAUUUAUUGCGGGUGAAUGACUCUCAGAUAUAUCUGAGAUGUGGUGAGGUACUGUUUAAGAUCAAGGCUUUCCUUCCUACAUAAUGCUGCUAUCAAUGCAUUCUGUCAGCUUUUAUCCAGGCACAGCCAAGCCAGCUACACCAAUAGGACCAACACAAGUUUGCUGAUUCAAGAGGAAAAAGGCAAGAAAAAGGAAAGAGAGAGAGUGAUUUUGACAGAAUUUUAACUGUUGCUGUAGAUCUGACUUAACCCGCGAACAUUUAUGGCUAAUCAUCCUUUCCUUGCACUCUAGCUGAAAUGUGGUGCAAUAAUGAAUAGUGACAGUUAGUCAUGUAGACUAAAGUGCUUCAAAACUAUGAUUUGCUUGCUUAAUAAACUUUUACUAACAUA
Carcharodon carcharias (great white shark) is the source of this 2333-nucleotide messenger RNA. Its product is annotated as prosaposin-like. Bases 92 to 1249 code for a protein of 385 amino acids. The transcript is spliced from 11 exons. NCBI's taxonomy places the organism in Eukaryota, Metazoa, Chordata, Chondrichthyes, Lamniformes, Lamnidae. Gene Ontology annotation, cellular component: lysosome. The record is from RefSeq and is a predicted model, not a curated record. Gene Ontology annotation, biological process: sphingolipid metabolic process.